GUUUGACUCCCUCACCAGAACAAAACUGAGCGGCGACGACGCCUCUUCGAGACUCUCCUGUUCGCUGCUCUCCGCUCACCAUGGAGAGCGUUACGCAACUCUUUUUAGCAGCGCUGCUAUUCCUUUUCACUUCCAACGGGUUUUGUAACCAGAGAGUUCAUUGCCAGUGGGGGCCGUAUGGGGACUGGUUCGAGUGUGAUGGCUGCACUAAAUUACAGUCCAGAAGCCGAGCGAUGGCUGUCUACGCUCAGUUCGGAGGGAACCCCUGUGAUGGGGAGCGGUCUCAGACCCGGGCCUGUGAAACCACACGCGGCUGCCCUCUAGAGGACGGAUGUGGAGACAGGUUUCGCUGCCGAUCGGGGAAGUGCAUCAGCCAGUCUCUGGUGUGUAACGGAGAUCAGGACUGUGAGGAAGACGGACAUGACGAACGGGGCUGCGACAUGGAAAAACACAUCGUGUGUCUCAAGUCAGUUCCGCCGCCUAACAUUGACCUCCUCGGACUCGGAUUUGAUGUGGUGUCGGGGAGGCGGAGGGCACCUGUCGUCGACACAAAGAGCUUCGGGGGACAGUGUCGCGUCAUCUACAGCGGUGUCCACAAUGCCCUCUACAGACUGCCCCUGAGUACCAUUCAGUACAGCUUCAUGGUUAAAGCUCAGAAUGACUUCAGUGAUGAGAUGUACUCCAGCAAAUGGCACUAUGCGAAGGACAUUGUCAACAGACAGAAAGUGACCGGGACCACGACAGGAUACAACAACUAUGACUUCCACGAGACACAGGACCGGAGCCAGACCCAAAAGCUAUUGGUUCUAAAGAAUGACAUUGAGGUAGCUCAGUUCCAGAGCAACUCUCCUCAGCACCUCCCACUGUCUGAGGGGUUCUGGAAGGCGCUGGUUAAACUCCCCUCGGUCUACGACUUCGCCGCCUACAGGACGGUUUUACAGAGGUUUGGGACGCACUACCUGUCAGAAGGAAGCCUGGGAGGCUCCUUCAGGAUCGUUGGCAAGAUUGAUGAAGCAACUGAAAAACAAAUGGUCAGCACAAGCUAUCAGUACGACGAGUGUGCAAAGACUAAACGUUGGUUUUUAAUAUUCCCCAUCAAACACGUGUCCUGCAAGAGAGGUCAAGAUGAAGUCACAUUCCACAGCGGAAAUUCCAGGAGCAAUAAUGUGAAAAAAGUGAACGUGCUGGGAGGAGACAUCCAAUUUAUCGCAGGGCUGACGAACAUGCAGCUCUCUGACCCGGACAGGAACUGGGAAAUGUACUCGAACUGGGCUGAGUCUGUUCGGUACUUUCCAGAUGUCGUAAAACAAACACUGCGGCCGCUGUCGGAGCUGGUGAAAGAGGUCCAGUGUGCUGGGGUGAAGAGACUCUACCUCCGCAGGGCCAUCGAGCAGCACCUGGCUGAGAGCGACACCUGCCACUGCCGGCCCUGCAGUAACAAUGGCCUGGUUGUCAUGGCUGCAGAUGAAUGCAAAUGCAUCUGUAAGCCCGACACAUCAGGACUGGCCUGUGAGCAGGGAAGUGAAGUGGAGGGUCAGCCGGGAGUGAUCCAUGGCGGUUGGGCCUGCUGGUCCUCCUGGUCGGGGUGCUCUGGGGUUCGAAGAACAAGAAGACGUUCUUGCUCUAAUCCCACUCCUCAGAACGGGGGGCAACAAUGCACCGGAGAACCCGCUGAGGAGUCUGACUGCGAAGACCAAGACCUGCAACACUUGAAAGACAUGGAGCCUCACUGCUUUGACCAAACUCUCUCAGCCAAUCAGAUGUGUGGAAACCCACCUGGUCUAAUCAACGGCUACAUCCUGGUCCCGAAGGACAUUUACCUUGUGGGUAGUACGGUUGAGUACACCUGUACUGGCAGUUAUUAUCUCGUUGGUGACAGCAUCCUAGAAUGCACUGCUCAUCAAACCUGGUCCACCAGCCCUGGCCUGUGCACGGUCUCCAGGUGCAACAUUCAGUCCCUCUCUGAUGACAUCACAGCCUCUCCUUCGCAGCAGACCUAUGGCAUCGGGGACACGGUCACCUUGUCCUGUCCGGCAGGUCGACAGCUACUCGGAGAACCGACCGUGAUAUGUGACCCCAGUCUGCAUUUUUCCCCAGAUCCUACAGACAUCAAAUGCAGCCCAGUCAGCACACCACAACCACGCAGCUCUCCUGUCGUGCAAUGUCAACCGUGGGAGAAAUCCUCCAGAGGAAAAUGUGUUUGCAAAAUGCCUUUCGAGUGCAGCAGUUCAUCUUUGGAGGUGUGCGCCACUAAUCCUGUGAAUAGAAGGACAGUUCUUCUCAAUGUCUGCAAAAUGCAUGCUCUGCAUUGUAUGGGGAAGACCCAGAUGAUAGCAGAGGACAGCACAUGCAAGUGGCCGGAGCGCAACACAACGGGCUGCACCAUGUGUCACAUGUGGGAGGCGUGCGAUGAUCAAACCAACAUGUGUCGCUGCAAAGACUCUGCAGAUUGCUUGACCCCGGGAUUAAAUGUGUGCGUAACAGUUGGGGACGAUGCCGCCGCAGUGUCGCAGACGAUGAGCGAGUGUGACGCAGGACUACGGCGAUGUAAGGGAGGAAAGGUGUCAGUGGUCAGUAUCCUGCCUUGUGCUGCCGAAGACACGGCUUCGACCACACGGCUUUAAAUCGCCACCUUCCUUUACACUUUAAUCCCGAUAACACUCAUAGUUUUCCAGUGAAGUAAUCAUAAAGAACACGGUUAUGAAUGUAUACAACUAUAAUGUAAAACUGUAUCAAAACAAUGAAUAAAUAGCAACAUGGUAAAUGGCCCUGCUGAACAUGUGUGUCUGAACCGAACUGUCAACUGUAACACCGGCUAUUUGACAUCAUAAAAAGGACAAGGUAGAAUGCCAUGAAAAGGUCAAAAAUGGUCCUCGUAUAAUAUGCCAUUAGAUUUUAUAAAAAGUUAAAAUAUAGUAUGCCAUGAAAACAAGUGAUAAGUAAAGUGAUAUUAUGAUAUGCCAUAUAAAUGUCAUAUUUAGUAAUAAAAACAUCAUAAGAUUAUAUACCAUACACAUAUCACACCACAUUUCUUUUGCUUAUAUGCCAUGAAAAUAUUAUAAAUAGACAGUAUAGUAUACCAUAAAAAUACACAAUGAAUACAUUAUAUAAUAUGGAAUAAAAAAGUUCAAAGGCAUUGUAUACUAUGGCGUAAGAAAGUAUUUUUUUUAAAUUGUAUGAAAAUGUCAUAGAAUAUUUUUCUAAUUAUUUUUAUAAUAGUCUUAUACCAUAAAAGGUAAUUAUAAAGUAUGCCAGAAAAAGUAAAAUAUAUAAAAUAAAUAUCAUAACCUGUUGUGCCAUGACAAAGGUCAUAACAAUGCCUGUACACCAUAUAUCUCAUAUUCAAACCUGUUUCAACACUUCAAAAUCAUGUCUCUGUCACCAGUCAUUAUCCGAAAAAAGAAGUCAAUAAUGUCAUAGUUUAUUUUGUUUUUAGAAAAUCUAAAUAGUAAUAGUAAUAGUUAAUAUAUAGAUUAACAAGUGUUUGUCGGGAUUUCAAUCCACAAAGGAACCAUUUAUUCUCUAAAAAAUAUACUUUGUCUAUAUUCAGAGCAAUUGACAGUUUGUACUGUUUAUAUCAUAUAUGUCAUAUAAUGUAUUAUAUUGUUGUGUAUUAGGGACUUCUGUGUGUUCCCUCUAUUUCUCCAGCCUUCAGUAAAUACAGACACACACUGCUUGUUAUUAACAUAAUAAAAGAUUAUCUUGUUUUUA
Pseudoliparis swirei is the source of this 3711-nucleotide messenger RNA. RefSeq names its product complement component 7a (gene c7a). The coding region runs from base 81 to 2624 and encodes 847 amino acids. The record is from RefSeq and is a predicted model, not a curated record. The transcript has 18 exons. Gene Ontology annotation, biological process: immune response. Lineage: Eukaryota; Metazoa; Chordata; Actinopteri; Perciformes; Liparidae. Gene Ontology annotation, cellular component: membrane attack complex. Gene Ontology annotation, molecular function: protein binding.